Artibeus jamaicensis (Jamaican fruit-eating bat) is the source of this 945-nucleotide messenger RNA. RefSeq names its product olfactory receptor 1L8. The record is from RefSeq and is a predicted model, not a curated record. Gene Ontology annotation, biological process: G protein-coupled receptor signaling pathway. Gene Ontology annotation, cellular component: membrane. The transcript has a single exon. NCBI's taxonomy places the organism in Eukaryota, Metazoa, Chordata, Mammalia, Chiroptera, Phyllostomidae. Gene Ontology annotation, molecular function: olfactory receptor activity; G protein-coupled receptor activity. The coding region runs from base 1 to 945 and encodes 314 amino acids.
AUGGAAAGAGUCAACCAGACCAGCAGUGUCUCUGAGUUUAUCCUCCUGGGAUUGUCCUCCCGGCCCGAGGACCAGAUGCCACUCUUUAUCCUGUUCCUCAUCAUAUACCUCAUCACUAUAACAGGGAACCUACUCAUCAUUUUGGCCAUCCACUCUGACCCCAAACUCCAGACCCCCAUGUAUUUCUUUUUGAGUUUCCUGUCUUUCACUGACAUUUGCUUCACAACAACCAUCGUCCCCAGGAUGCUAGUUAACUUCCUGUUGAAGAAGACCAUCUCCUAUGCUGGGUGUCUGACUCAGAUGUAUUUUAUUUAUGCUCUGGGCAAUACUGACAGCUUCCUCCUAGCAGUCAUGGCCUUCGAUCGCUAUGUGGCCAUCUGUGAUCCCUUCCACUAUGUCACCACCAUGAGCCAUCUCUGCUGUGUCCUUUUGGUGGCCUUUUCCUGCUCAUUUACUCAUGUCCACUCUCUCCUACACACACUUCUGCUGAAUCAUCUCACCUUCUGUGACUCCAACGUUAUCCAUCACUUUCUCUGUGACCUGAGCCCUCUGAUGAAACUGUCCUGCUCCUCCACGUUUGUCAAUGAAAUUGUGUUAAUGACAGAAGCACCUAUUGUUUUGGUGACCCCCUUUCUAUUCAUUACCUUUUCUUACAUGCGAAUCCUCGUCACAGUUCUCAAAAUCCCCUCAGCAGCCGGGAAACAGAAAGCCUUCUCCACUUGUGGUUCUCACCUCUCUGUGGUAAUACUCUUUUAUGGGAGCAUCUUUUACGUCUAUUUACAGCCCCUCUCCACCUACACUGUCCAGGACCACAUGGCAACACUUGUCUACACAGUUUUUUCCUCCAUGCUGAAUCCUUUUAUCUAUAGCCUGAGGAACAAAGACCUGAAGCAGGGCCUGAGGAGGCUGAUGGGCAAGAGGAAAUCCCAGGAGGCACCCUCCUGA